UUCCCAGGGUUCACUGAGCGCUGUUUGCCCCACCCCAUCUAUCUCAUAUACUGUUCCCGAAGAGAACAUUUAUACCUUCAAGAAUUGCUUAUACGCGUGUUUAAUCAUCUUCCACGACCAGUCCAGGAGGGAACUGUCUUCAUCGUGGAAUGUGUUAGUGCAACACGCGUCAUAUUUAUGAAUGUAUAUGCACAUGUAAACUCUACCAUUCGAGUUCAGAAGGAAUAUAAAACUGAGACUGACAGCGGGCUAUACCUGCAAGGAACGGGACAAUUCGAAGGAUUUUCGUGUUUUCGUCAUGUUUAGAAGAAUCAGAACCCAUUUAUUAAGAUUUUAUUGGGGGCUGUCUGAGCGCUAUUAGGAGCCUUGCUGAUGUGAGGAGCGAUACAAAUUUCGGCAACAAAAGAAAAGACAGCGAAGGGCCUUUGGAUUGAGAAAAACCAGCAAGGAACAGCCAUCACAGAAACGGGGGAAAAUCACGAAAAUUGAAUUAUUUUGGGGAUCUAAACUGAACCGGACUCACCGUUUAGAUCGAGGAUCAUAUUGUGGAUAUAAAAUGAGUUAAAUGAAGACGGAAGCAAGGGAAAUAUUACACAUGUAGUUCGUUAAGUGUAAAUAUAUAUAUAUUUUUCCUCCAGUCUACAGUCUCUGCGCGUAGAAAGGCCGCAGGAAAUACGCCUUUUCCCAAAGAGAUGUUUAUUCUAACCCGUGUCAAAAAAGAUCCGGGUCAAAUUUUACAGUCGCGUUUUUGUGCUAUACCGAUUUUCGGUCUCUGUCACAGGCAACAGUGAGACCCGUGCCGUUCGUGAGCUGAAAAUAGGCUUUUUAUCCUCUCUUCAAUUGAAUGUGAGCGAGGCAAAACCCUCAAUCAACCUUUAAACCUGUGGAUGGUCAUCUAUAUCGGCAUAUAAAAGCUGUACGUGAAGAAGGAAAAAGCCUAAUAGAAUUGGCCAAACUGAGAGGACGGCCUGGGUAUCGUCAUCAACAGUCUCCUGCCCUCUGACAGUAAUAUCAGUUGAAAAAGACGCAUUAUAUACACACAUACUUUACAAACGCAAUAGGACAACGUUUUAAAACAGACGUUAGUUCGACGUAACAUUAAACCACAGCCUGUAUACAUGUCGUUAAUAUUCGUCUCAAUUCCGUCGGUCAACCGAGAGAUCUAGGUUAGUUAUUUUUCUUCUCCACCUUCCCCCGGACCCACUUUCUUGCGGGAAGAUGGGUUGUUUGGGCAACAGUAAGACUGAAGAUCAGCGAAAUGAGGAGAAGGUACAAAGAGAAGCCAACAAAAAGAUAGAGAAACAGCUUCAGAAGGACAAACAGCUAUAUAGAGCAACUCACAGGCUACUACUUUUAGGGGCUGGUGAGUCAGGGAAGAGCACCAUAGUGAAGCAGAUGCGAAUCCUCCAUGUGAAUGGCUUCAAUGCAGAGGAGAAGAAGCAGAAGAUUCACGACAUCAAGAAUAAUAUUAAAGAAGCUAUUGAGACCAUAGUAGCGGCUAUGAGUACACUGACGCCUCCCGUUCAGCUCGCCAGUCCACACAACCAAUACCGGAUCGAAUAUGUCCUCAAUUUAGUCAGUCAGAAGGACUAUGAAUUCACAUCUGAGUUUUAUGAGAAUGCGAAGACUCUCUGGCAGGACGAGGGCGUGAGGGUGUGUUUUGAGAGAUCCAAUGAGUACCAGCUGAUCGACUGUGCGCAGUACUUUCUAGACAAGAUUGAUAUUGUGAAGCAGAGUGACUACACUCCCACUGAUCAGGACCUACUGAGAUGCCGAGUGCUCACCUCUGGGAUCUUUGAAACCAGAUUUCAGGUGGACAAAGUCAAUUUCCACAUGUUUGAUGUUGGUGGGCAAAGGGAUGAACGUCGGAAAUGGAUCCAGUGCUUUAAUGAUGUAACAGCCAUUAUUUUCGUGGUGGCCAGUAGCAGCUACAACAUGGUGAUCCGGGAGGACAAUCAGACCAACCGUUUACAGGAGGCUCUCAAUCUAUUCAAGAACAUUUGGAACAACAGGUGGCUGCGGACCAUUUCUGUCAUCCUAUUCCUCAACAAACAGGACCUGCUAGCGGAGAAGGUGUUGGCUGGGAAAUCAAAAAUCGAAGAGUAUUUCCCAGAGUUUGCACGCUACACCACACCGGAUGAUGUCUCUCACGCUUCUAUAGCAACACCGGAAGCAGGGGAGGAUCCGCGUGUCACAAGGGCAAAGUACUUCAUACGAGAUGAGUUCCUGAGGAUCAGCACAGCCAGCGGAGACGGCAGGCACUAUUGUUACCCCCAUUUUACCUGCGCCGUCGACACGGAAAACAUCCGCCGGGUCUUCAACGACUGUCGGGACAUCAUUCAGCGGAUGCACCUUCGGCAGUACGAGCUCUUGUGAUGGGAGGGGACUGCAACACAGACUCAGAACCCCGACCUCCGGUCCCUCCCUGACCCCCCCUCCCUGGAACCCACCCCUGUCGCCCUGACUCUGUGUGCUCUUGGGGACUCCUGAAGUCAAACUAGACAUGAGAGCUACAGCGCAACAUGGAAAUUGCUAUUGAAAUACUGCAAAACACAGAAUACAUCCAAGCCAGAUCAGCUGAACUCCACAGCAUUUUAGCACUGUGCUCAAGACUUGAACCCAUUUCACCACACACACACACACACACACACACACACACACAGGCGCGAGUACGCACACUGACAUGGCACCGGUCUGUCUUUCUUUCACAACCUCCGUUCAUAUUUUGACACAGACACACACUUAGGCACACUUAAUCUCAGUUUACCCAUAACUGCUUGCAUACAGAAAAAUAACCCCACACGCUUUUACUCGACUGCAUGGUCACUGGUCCUGAACUGAGCAAGUCCUGAGUCUUAGCUGCUUGCUGGCUGCAGCCACAGAUUGAGUGGCUCAGUGUUUUCAAUUAAUCACAGCCAAGAUACCUACCAGGAGCAAUUUCAAUGACGGACAAUGAACCAGAGAAGCAUCAUGGUGAGCGGGGUUUGGGGGAAGGGAAUAUUUAUGUGAAUUUGGUGGAGCUUGGACACCAUGACACCCACAGGAUUGUCACAUGACUUUGCCUUGUUGGUACAGCAGCGGAAGGAGAAAGGCCAACGUUCACAGAACUCAACGGAGUGCAAAGCUCAUAUACAGUACAGUACCAUAUAAGUUAAGAGAAGUCUGAUCAGCCCCGUUUCUGUCUCCACGGUUUGUUUUGUCUGUGUAGACUAUUGUGCCAUUAUGCCCUGUGCGCUCUUACACACACUCUCUCUCUCGCCUCUUUCACUCCUCCCUAUCCUUUCUCUUAACUUCACCACAUACCAUGCACUGUUACUUUACUGGCAAUGCUCUUUGUUAUGUUUUUAAAGAAAAAAUAUCCUGAAAUUAAAAAAAGAGGAAGAUAACGAUAAAUGGGACACUAAUCUUUACUCAUAUGGUCACUCUCCCGUCACCCCCCUCUCCUUGGUUUCCUCCAUUUCCCUUAUCCCCCCUUUCUCCUACCCUACCCCUCUCUCCUACCCUACCCCUCUCUCCUACCCUACCCCUCCCUCUCUCCUACCCUACCCCUCCCUCUCUCCUACUCUUGCCCUCACUCCUGCCCUAGCCCUCCCUCUUGCCCUCCUACCCUACCCCUCCUUCCCAGGCUCUUUGUAUCUCUUUAAUUUACUGCUGAACUAUUAUUCUUGUACAGACUGUAAAAUGUAUUAUUUUGUACAACUUUAUUGAAAAAUGACUAAGAAGAUCCCUGUGCCUUGAUCACGACUGUACGUGUAUAACGAGCUAAAGUGGGUGUUAUACUGCGCUGUAUGGAUUGGCCAGUUGCCCCCCUCUCUCUCAGGGAAGGGGAACAACCAUUCGUAGCUUUGGAUUUUUAAUUUCCCUCCCCUAUCUCCCCUUUAUGAUUUAAAUGUCUAUUUUUGGAUCCAUAUACCAAAAAAUAUAUAAAUAUAUGAAAUGUCUAUGGAUUUAAAAAAGUAUUUUAUUAGUAUCAAAGAACCUUGACACAUUUUGUAGUGUGCCUAUUGCUGUAACUUAAAUUCUUUUCGUUUAGGUUUUGUUCAGGUUUUGUUUCAUUAGCGAACAACAUGAAGGGGGAGUUUAUUUACCUUUUUUUUUCUUUUUAUAGCUUAAGGUAAAAGGUCAUGACAAAUAUCCAAAUGCAAAACAUUGCUUGUUUCUACAUUAUUUUUCUUUUGCUAAAGAUAACAAACAAUUGUAUUGUUUUGGGGUCCUUCCUAGUGUUGCACAACAGACGGACUGUACAGUAUUACACUUUCACUUCAGUGCCCUAGUUUUCAUUUACUGUGUACAUCAAAAAUGGGUCUCUACUUUCAGAAGAGGAGCUCUGCGAAAUAAAGGUUUUUGGUGCAGACA
This is a messenger RNA of Oncorhynchus tshawytscha (Chinook salmon), 4356 nucleotides long. RefSeq names its product guanine nucleotide-binding protein G(s) subunit alpha. Gene Ontology annotation, cellular component: heterotrimeric G-protein complex. The record is from RefSeq and is a predicted model, not a curated record. Gene Ontology annotation, biological process: adenylate cyclase-activating dopamine receptor signaling pathway; sensory perception of chemical stimulus. The transcript has 12 exons. NCBI's taxonomy places the organism in Eukaryota, Metazoa, Chordata, Actinopteri, Salmoniformes, Salmonidae. Bases 1219 to 2376 code for a protein of 385 amino acids. Gene Ontology annotation, molecular function: G-protein beta/gamma-subunit complex binding; ionotropic glutamate receptor binding; mu-type opioid receptor binding.